Ictalurus punctatus (channel catfish) is the source of this 14941-nucleotide messenger RNA. It is a transcript of the gene bcl9l, whose product is annotated as bcl9 like. Gene Ontology annotation, biological process: positive regulation of transcription by RNA polymerase II; negative regulation of transforming growth factor beta receptor signaling pathway; canonical Wnt signaling pathway. Gene Ontology annotation, molecular function: transcription coactivator activity; beta-catenin binding. Gene Ontology annotation, cellular component: beta-catenin-TCF complex. The transcript is spliced from 9 exons. The coding region runs from base 9873 to 14387 and encodes 1504 amino acids. The record is from RefSeq and is a predicted model, not a curated record. Lineage: Eukaryota; Metazoa; Chordata; Actinopteri; Siluriformes; Ictaluridae.
AAAUGUGAGGGGUGUACUCACUUUUGUGAGAUACUGUAUCUUGCCCCUUGACAGGUGCCAUUGUAACAAGAUAAUCAAUGUUAUUUACUUCACAUGUCAAUUGUUUUAAUGUUGUGGCUGAUCGGUGUAUGUGUCUACUGAUUUCUUUAGCUGCUUUACAUUCAGGCAAUAUGACAUUUCAGCAAUUGUUUAAGGGUUUUUAUCUUAGCCAAUAUCUCAGAUACUGGAUAGAUAGGUUCAAGUUCUUUUUGAAACUUUUGGACGCAUCAUCAUGAAUAGCUUUUGUUUUUUAUGUUGAUUGUUCAAAUGAAUAAAAUAGACUGCCUCCUUGCUAGCUAGUAAUGUGCGAUUUGUUGUCAGAUGUCUGUUAAGUAUGCUUGGAACUAUUGCAUGAUUUGAAAGUUUUUCCCCAAACGCCAAACACGUAGAGGGAUGGCACAGUGACUCUCCAAUGUAGGUGAAACUAUAUGCCAGGUAGCUUUCAAUCAUACUGCCUUCUUACCGACUUUUUCUUACAGCUACCCUCAACUAUCCAAUCGGGAUUGCUACAAAGGGGUGAAGGUUCAGAAUCAGAAGUAGAAGAGUUCAUUCUUUUCAGAAAACAUAUUGGAUCAGGGGUGUCUCUCUUCUCACUCCACUUAGACUACUCGUAUCUACAGUGGUGCUUAAAAGUUUGUGAACCCUUUAGAAUUUUCUAUAUUUCUGCAUAAACCUAAACAUAAUCAGAUUUUCACACAAGUUCUAAAAGUAGAUAAAGAUAACCCAAUUAAACAAAUGAGACCAAAAAUUAUACUUGUUCAUUUAUUUAUUGUGAAAAAUUAUCCAAUAUUUUAUAUCCGUGAGUGGCAAUGUGAACCUUUGCUUUCAGUAUCUGGUGUGACCCCUUUGUGCUGCAAUAACUGCAACUAAACAUUUCUUAUAACUGUUGAUUAGUCCUGCACAACGGUUUGGAGGAAUUUUAGCCCAUUACUCAGUAUAGAACAGCUUCAACUCUGGGAUGUUGGUGGGUUUCCUCACAUGAACUGCUUGUAUCAAGUUUAUCCACAACAUUUCUUUUGGGGUAAGGUCAGGUCUUUGACUUGGCCAUUCCAAAACAUUAACUUUAUUAUUCUUUAACCAUUCUUUGGUAGAAUGACUUGUAUACUUAGGGUCGUUGUCUUGCUGCAGGACCCACUUUCUUUUGAGAUUCAGUUCAGAAAUAGAUGUCCUGACAUUUUCCUUUAGAAUUUGUUCAUUUGUUCAUGACAUUUUCAUGAUAUAACUCAGAAUUCAGUGUUCCAUCAAUGAUGACAAGCUGUCUAGGCCCAGAUGCAGCAAAACAGGCCCAUACCAUGAUAUGCUUAUGCUGGAAUGCAGUGUUUUUCUUUCUCCAAACAUAAUACUUCUCAUUUAAACCAGAACUUUUGUUUUGUUCUCAUCUCUCCACAAAACAUUUUUCCAAUAGCCUUCUGACUUGUCCACGUGAUCUUUAGCAAACUGCAGAAGGGCAGCAAUGUUCUUUUUGGAGAGCAAUGGCUUUCUCCUUGCAACCCUGCCAUGCACCAUUGUUGUUCAGUGUUCUCCUGAUGGUGGACUCAUGAACAUUAACAUUAGCCAAUGUGAGAGAGGCCUUUAGUUGAUUAGAAGUUACCCUGGGUUUCUUUGUGACCUUGCAACCAUUACACAUCUCACUUUUGGAGUGAUCUUUGGUGGUUGAACACUCCUGGGAAGGGUAACAAUGGUCGUGAAUGGCCCGAUGAGCAUCAACAACUCCUGUGUUUUUUUUUUUUCUUUUUUCUUUUCUUCUGAGGUCCUCAGAAAUCUAAUUUGUUUGUGCCAUGAUACAGUUCCACAAACAUGUGUUAUGAAGAACAGACUGAUAGACUGUUCUUUAAAUAAAACCGGGUGCUUAAUCACACCCGAUUGCCAUCCCAUUGAUUGAAAACACCUGACUCUAAUUUCAACUUCAAAUUAACUGCUAAUCCUAGAGGUUCACAUACUUUUGCCACUCACAGAUAUGUAAUGUUUGAUCAUUUUCCUCAAUAAAUAAAUGACUGAGUAUAAUAUUUUUGUCUCAUUUGUUUAGUUGGGUUCUCUUUGUCUAUUCUUAGGACGUGUGAAAAUCGUGCAAAAUUCUAAAAGGUUCACAAACUUUCAAGCAUUACUGUAGAUUAGCAUUUAUAAACUGGGUCUCCAGUCUCAAAAAAUAGCAAAAAAACAAUGUGAUAUUGCGUUCUGCGCUGUUAAAUAAAUUUUAUACUGGGUAUUUAAUGAGGUGAUCUGCAUUUUAAUGACAUUUAUUUACUGAUGUCAUGGCAAUUUGGUUGGGAAAGACUGGCCUUGAAUUCCAGCAUGCUGUUGUUCAUCAUCUGUCUCUCUACAUCUGAUUUGCCUCAACUGUUUGUACUAAUGAGGGUCUUCCUUUUUGUUGAGGUGCCAUAGCCCCCACUGAACUGAAGCAUUCUGAUCUGCUGAUUUUUGUGCCUGUAAGGAAUUUAUCCUUUAUAUUUAUCAUUUAUCCUUUGACUACUGGAUCCUCUGCAGACCUCAGGAGUCUUUGGCUACUCAUUAGUGUAAUGGUAUAGAAAUUCUGGAUCAGAUAACCAUGCCUCAAUCUGCAAAAAGACAUACAUUUUCUGUCCUCUUGAUGCAGUUUUUAGCAGUUUCUAUGUAGUUCCACCGUUCACCAUCUGAAUCGUUUGGUAUUAAUAAUUGUGACUCGGUUCACGACAAAUGUUUGGAACCUCAUGCUUUCUGUCCAGAAACUGAGCUCACAAAUGUCAACUACAAGUCCUUCCUGAACACCUAGUCCAUCUUUAUGGCAACUGCAGCUGCUCUAAGCACCAUCUGAGGGAUUAUACAUGGUGCAGCUGUAGCUCAUGGUGUCAUGAAUGCACAAUUCGCUUGAUUUCUCUGGUUUUUCAGAACGAGUUCACUCACUCUGUCAUAUGCAUUUUUGCUAACAUCUGCAAAGUGGUGAAGCUGUCCAAAUGGCACUUUUACAAAAUUUGUAGGUUUAAUUACAUCAGCUAUAUUUGAAUUAUUAAAGUCAAUGAAACGUUAGCCAAACCAUCCACUUAUGUAUGACUCUCAUAUGUAAUUAUCCCACCUUGUCUUGGGCCUGCAGGAUUCUUUUUGCAGGCAAAACCAGAGGAUAAAGCCAAAAGCCGAAAAAGCCCAAAGGUUCAUAGAGCUAAUAACUGAGAUCAGUGAAAGAACUUUCUGACUGUUGCUUGUCCAUUAACAAGAUGAAAUUCUCCUUUGGCACACAAUUCUCUCAGGAUGUUUGACCACUGAAUACCUGCUACUUGUAUUCAGACAAAGAAUCAUUUAAAAAAAAAAUCAUUAAUUUUUUAAGAACUCUGUAUACAGUGUUUGCCCUGUAUAUUGCUUUAUUGUCCUCAACAGAUUUUUGGAGUGUAAAACUCAUUCAACAUGGUGAGGAAGAAGCACUAAACUAAUUUACAACCAUUUUGUAUUCCACCAAGUCUCCAGUGCAGUCACCAUUAGACCGCCAUAAGGCCUGUGGGUCUGAAUCUUCAUUGUGGACAGCUACACCCUCUACAUCGGCCAUAAUAUCCACAGGUUCCUGUCUGAAUGGCUUUGACAAGCAAGCUGGUGAGCUCCAGGCCUUAAAAGUUGCUCUACAGUCAAACAUGACAUUCAACUUCUGCUUGACAAGAUGGUAUAUGCCAUGGUAAGGUCUAGACCAUAUACUUCCAUCUGAUCUUUCUUCUUUGGAUUUUUUAUGAACUUCCCCUUGAGUUUAAGUACUUAUUUUUCAGUCAUCUUUUCAUUAUCAGGUAUGCAGUCAUAUUCUUUGAAGUUAAACACAAGCUAAUAAUGUCCCUGAGUUAGCUGAUUAUGACACCAUCUCCAUAAACUGAUCAUCUUCCUUAGAUAUUUUGUCAUCCCUUUCAGCUUCUAAAAAAUCCUGUUUCUACCACAAUUUCUCAGAUAUGUGAUUUGUAGUCACUUGAAAGCUCCUUCCCUUUUUAAUAUUGAUAGCAAUGUUUCUGAAAGGUUCAUUCACUCUCACUCCCAGCACCAUUCUCUGCAAAAAAGGUUGACUGUUUUCACUCAACCAACCUGCCAGGAUUCUAUCACUUUGGUUAUAUUAGCUCCAUUGAGCAGUCCAACAUCUGCGUUUAAUUCAGGGAGAUAAACUACCUUGAGGUAUGGCUAGUUUUUCACCUCAUACUGCCACACAAUCAUUCUGCAAGUAGAAUCAUUUGUACAACCUUCCGGUCAGUAGCCCAGUGCCUUUAACUACUCAGCUACCACUAACAUCUUUGCUUUUUAUGAGGGUUCAAAUCACUUUUUACCAUCAGGCUGUUUUUUAUGUUUCCAAACACUGAGUGAAGAAAAAGUUUCACUAGUUUGUAUUUGAAAUUUGUUCAACUUCACAUCAACUCUACUUUGCUCAUGGGUUUCGCAAACAACUAUACUCCAAUUUCCUCUUAUAUUGUAUCUCUUCCACAUAAUUGAUAUCUGCCAUAACAUUACAGUAUUGUACAAAAAAAGACUCAUUCCCUGUGUUGCUCUACAGUAUCCUCUUGCUGGCUCCAUAUGCAAACAGCCUUAAAUCUGUUUGAUCUUAUCCAGAGUGAGUUACAGAAGUGCUUUGAAGUCUCUUUCAAAACACAUCCUCUUUCUAGUUCACUAGGUCUAGCAUUAAAGGUACCAUCAAUCUAAAACACUGUUGGGUAAUUAUUAUAGUAUUAAUAACACAAGACAAGGACUUUUUAAGUAACAAAUUUAAGUACUUGGUGAAUGGUACUGGGAAUAUAAUAAGUCUUCACAUCCCUGUGAAAAUGGCAGGUUUUGUGAUGCAUUACAAGCAGAAGAUGCUUUAACAAAGUACAAGUUAAAUCAGGAUAUUGUAAUUUUGGGCUUACGAUUUUAACGGCUGUGUAGACUUUCUAUAUCCACUGUAGGUCUUUAAUCUUUAUUUGAAGAUAGGUAGUGACCUAAAUGUUUGGACAACCAGGGGAUGUUAAUUCCUCCACCUCAUUGUCAGCAUAAAGAAGAGGCUUGAUGCAUGCCUUCCUUGUACUCUGAGAGAUGGUGGGUCCAAACAAUCUGUGCUGGAGGAUUGUAGGGACUGGGGAGUAGAGCAGAUUAUGAUAAAUGCUUUAAGGUUGGUCGGCACUGUUCCUUUUUUCUCUUUGUAGGCAUGCAUCAGUGUUACCAAUAUGAUGCGAGCGGGUACAGGAAAAUAGUGGAGGGAGCAUAGAAAUGGAGUAAUGUGGUAGAACUUGGAGAGGUUGAAAACAUGUUGUGCAGCUGCAUUCUGGAUUAGUUGCAGAGGUUGAAUAGUGUACAGGGGCAGACUUGAUAGUGCUGUAAUUCAGUCACAUAAUGACAAAGGACUGAACAAGCACCUUAGUGGCUCAUGUGGUUGGAAAUGGCCAGAUCCUCCUGAUGUUGUAGAGGAGGAAACAGUCUGAGCAAGUCAGACGCAAGAAGUACAUUUGGUUGUCCAUGGUCACCCAGGGCUUUGUGCAGUGACAGAUGGUGAGAUCUGAGAGUUGUCCAGGGACAAACCUGAGGUUCAGUUGAGUGUCAUUGGCAUAGCAAUGGUAUGAAAUCCAAAGUAAGGAUAUGACAUCACCAAGAGAGCGGGUAUAGAGAAAGAACAGAAGGGGACCCAGCACUGAGCCUUGUGGGACACCACUGGAGACUCUUUGUGUAGUAAAUGUGAAUUCCCUCCAUGACACUUGAUGUGAGCAUCCCUCCAGUUAGGACGCAAACCGUGUCUUGCUGCAUCAUGAAUUCCAAGAUUCAUGAGUCUUGUGAUUGACCGUGUCAAGGGCAGCUGAAAUGUCGAGGUGGAUUAAGACUGACUGUUUGUCUGGUCAAGCAGCAUGAAUCUAAUCAGUAAUGGCCACUAGAGCAGUUUCUGUGGAGUGUGCCACAGAGGAUUGAAAUCGGCCAGUAGGUGCUGAUGUCCAAGGUAUCCAGAGUGGGUUUCUUCAGGAUGAGAAUAACCCUAGCUGUCUUGAAUGUAGUCAGUACAUGACUAGAUGCUGUGGAGUGACUAAUGAUAGAAGAGAUGAAGGGGAGGAGGUCUUGUGAGAUGGACUGGUGAAUUGUGGAAGGGAUGGGAUCCAGUGGGCAUUUGGUGGAAAUAUAGGACUAGAUAAUCUGCAGGAUUUCUUAUGUUGAUAAAGGAGAAAAAUGUGUCAAAGAAGAUGGAGGGGUAAUCCUGAAUGGGUAGGGUAGGAAUAGGGGUAGUAAUGAAGGUCUGGCAGAUUUUUCCAAUCUUCUUGUUAACAAAAGUGGCAAAGUCAUCAGCUGACUACAUGCUCAAAUGACUACAUGCUCUUGUACUCAAGAGGAUCUCCCUUAAGGAUGAGCAUGUAUGGCUGUGGCAGCAAAGAGAAUUUCUACUGCUACACCAAAUUUUCUGUGAUGUUGGCCUGAUGUUCCAUGGUGCUGCACAGGGUAUCAACCAUCUUGCUUAGUACUCCAGUACUCCAUUACUUCUUGCUUAGUAUGCUCAGCAGCCUCUUGCAUCUGUCUUUCAACAUUAACAACAAAAACCUUAUAUGAACAGGCUUUUGGGUCAAACCAACGGUACUGGUCUUUAUUAAAAUCCUCCUCAGAUGUCAAGCCCUUAAUAGAAUGAUUAAUAUCACAAAACCAGUAUACAAAUUUUAUCUUUGUGUACAUAUUGUGAGUUUUCAUCCAGCAUUGUGAACAUUAGCAUCACCAAUCAUAAUCUACUCUAUAUCUUUACUCUUGUUUGUCAACUGAGCAAGCUUAGCUCUCCUUGACUGCAUGAAACUUUGCAAUCAACAGCUUUCGCAGUCAUUUUCAGUUGCCUCUUGAUAGCUUGUCAACAAUGUAGGGUACAUUUUGUUUUUUGAAAAAAUAUUAGCACACUGAUAGCAAACAGCUUUUACCAAAGUUGAUAUUCAUGACAUUUAAGUUACACACCACAGACUUGAGUUCUUUCUGAAAACUGAGAUUCAUGAACUAAAUAUUAAUAAUAACAAUCUAAAUAUUAUCUGGAUUCAGCCUUAUCGGCAAGGAGCAUAUGUUGUGUUCGAGGCGAAGUUGCAAGUUGUAAUUCCCUGUCUACAAUUGGUAAAAACCACCGAAAACACUCACUCAAUGUGAAAUUUCAACUUGUCCACUUAGGGUAGUCUUCUCAACUACCAGUUCCUUCCCUGUUUAUGGAGUUACAUGAAAUCAAUAUGGCCAAACACUGAACAGUGUAAUCCCUGUUUUGAAUAUGUAAUUAUAACAAACUUCAAAGUCGGGCAAAGAGGAGGCGGGAACUGGCUGAACAUAAAUAUAAUGUUUAGUCAUAAACAAAACAUAAAACACAACAGACCAACAUAAGUCAAAAAUAAAGUGCACAUGUCUCUCUCUCUCUCUGUCUCUCUCUCUCUCUCUCUCUGGUGUUUCCAGCUGCUCCUUUAUUGCUCACUCCCACUGAUUACCCAGAUGAGGAUGGGUUCCCUUCUGAGUCGGGUUCCUCUCAAGGUUUCUUCCUCUUAAAACAUCUUAGGGAGUUUUUCCUUGCCACCGUCGCCACUCAGUGGCUUGCUCAGUUGGGAUAAAUUCACACCUUUAAUAUCUGUAUACCGUGUUGAUAUUUCUGUAAAGCUGCUUUGAGACAAUGUCUAUUGUAAAAAGCGCUAUACAAAUAAAAUUGAAUUGAAUUGAAUUGAAUUAGACAACCCUUUGAGGAGGACGGUACUGUCCUUACGGCUACGGCCUUCAGCCGGCCAGCCCUGCAUCCUGGAGUCGAUGGAAGAGUGGAGAGAGAGAAGGAGUGAGUAGGAUAGACAGCAAGAGGGAGAGACAGAAGAGAGAGAAAAAACACUGGUUCUUUGGUCCUCAGACACGCUGUCAUCUGGUCCUCAGCCAGCUGGGAAGUGAUCCCCCACGACACUGGGCGAUGGCACUGGACUUCCUGGCGGACAGCUACAGCUCCUCCCCUUUUCAGGCAAAUGAAAGCUGCAGCUCUGCCUCCCUGGCGGACGGCAGCAGGUCCUCCUUUCCGUGGUGGAUGACAACUGCUUGUCCCCUUUCAGGAGGACGACAGCGGUUCCUUUGCCUCCCGGCGGAUGGCAGCAUCUCCUCCAUCCUCCCCGGCAACCACUUCAGCACCACCGCCUUCUUGAGGCCUCAAUCCUCACACAGUGGCAAGGGCUCUCCGACAGCACAUCCCUCCUCCUUUGCGGGCUUCGGCACCACUGUAACAAACUUCAAAGUUGGGCAAGGUGGAGGCGGGAACCAGCUGAACAUAAACAAACAUGAAUUUUAUUCAUAAACAAAACAUAAAUCACAACAGACCAAAGUAAGUCAAACAUAAAGUGCACAUGCGUGUGUGUGUGUGUCUCUCUCUCUCUGGCGCUUCUAGCCACUCCUUUAUUGCUCCUUCCCACUGAUUAUAAGACUCAGUGCCAGGCGUGUGUCCUCACAGCCUGGGCCUUCCUUCCUCCUCAUCACAGUAAUCAUCAAUGUUAUCACUAACGUUAGGUGGCUAGCUUAUUGCUAAGCUACUCACUAUUGUCCGUUGUUGUUGCUGUCCUGUAAUGCCAGUCCAAAAUGUUUGGAGCACUAUAGUAGAACAGUACCAAAAGCCACUCAGGCCUGUAAAUGUAAAGGUGUAGUUAUAACUGUAAGGUAGGUUUUUAUGAGCUUUAUAUGCUCUGAGAGAGCAAGCAAAAGACAUGCUUUUUUAGAGGCAUCUUUCCACAUUUCAAAUGCCCAGAGGUGGGAAUUGAUAGUAUUUCAACUUACAAAUUGCCACUUACAAGGCACCACAAACACAGCAACAGUUUCUUGACUAAAUGUGGUCUGCACAUUACAGUGGUGUUGGGGUUCUUGACUAGUACUUUAGUUUUAACGGAUCAUUGAUUUAGUUCCUUUGCAUGUAUUCAAACAAAAUGCCUCUUGCCAUCUUACGACCAUUGAAAAUGAAUGAGAAAAUAUCUUUUUACGAAUUUAUGUUCAGUGUGCAUUUACUGUAACUCAUAACCUUAACCACUGAGCUGUAACUGCCCCUAUACUUAACACCCUGAAUAACAGCAGGGCUAUGUCUGUGGUAGUUUGUAUAAACUGUUAUAAUUUGUUUUGAAAUUGUGCCGACUAUUCAGAAUGUAUAUUGUGGGGUGUGUGCAUGUGAGAGAACAAGAGAGAUGGAAGAAGAAUGCAUAAAGUGUAGUUUUACUGCACAUGGCUGCUCUUUGGCCUGCUGGUUUCCCCGUUAGCCAGCACUGUAAGAGUGAUAUCCUACUGUUCUAUUUAUAGCAGCACACAGAGUUUGCAACUUGAUCUGGAAGCCUGAUAGCCCCAGUAUGUUUUUCCAGCACACAAACUCAAAACCAUUUAGGCCCCUCAUUGUUCAUUUUCAUUCCAGCCACAUUUGGUAACUAACUUAUUUAAGCUUGCAGUAUUACAGCAAUCAGCCAUAACUUUAAAACCAUCUGCCUAAUAUUGUGUCCUCUAUGUCCUGUAUGUUUUGAGGUGGGCAUCCAUGGAUUGGACUUUGUUUGUUCAACACAUCCCACAGAUGCUCGAUCACACAGAUUCACACAGAUGUACAGAUGCCCACAAAUUUUUUCCUAUAGUGCAUCCUGGUGUCAUCUCUUCCCCAUUUAAGCACACACACCUGGCCAUCCACAUGAUGUCAAGGAAAACGGGAUUCAUCAGACCAGGCCAUCUUCUUCCAUGGUUGACCCUGUUGCUGCUUCACCGGUUGUCCUUCCUUGGACCACCUUUGAUCAAUGUGUGUUCAGUGAUGAGACCUGAAGCCAAAAUGUCCCAGUGCUGCAGCCCUUUAUUAAAGUGAGUGCAAGACACACUAAUAGACAGACACGACUUAUUUCUGUAACACCAUCCCCUUGAAUUUCUCUACAUCAUCAGAUAAUCAAAUGCACCCUGAAAAUAAUCUGACCAAUCAUGGGAAGCAAGUGACCAGUGGUGCCCAGUCACACAUCCCUAGUGUGAAUCAGCAGGAACAGCAAGGAUCUGCAAGCAACCUACGGUCUAAGGGCACUGGGCCAGGGAACCAUGGAGUGAAAACCAGUCAGAUAUCUCCUGUGCUGAAAAGUGUGAGUGGGAUGAUGAAGACCAAAUCCAAAAGGGAGAGAAGUAUCUCUGUGGAUGCCGGAGAACAAAAAGACACACUUGCACCAGUGCUGGAGUCAGAUUCCAAAGUAGAUGGCACAAUACGCAGAAAGCGCCGGUGUGUGCUGGAGAAGAAGCAGCCUUAUAGUGGAGAUGAGUGGUGCUCAGGUGCUGAGACUGAGGAAGAGGAGGAGAAACCCUCCACCACUGCACACAAGGAACAUGUGAUGUCAUGUCCUGGCCAGUCUCUCUCAGGCGCAGUUGAGUCAGUAAGUGGGCCUGGUUUAGGAUGUGGCCUUGGUCCAGGUCUACGUUCUGACCAGCCAUCUCACAUCUCCCAGCAAUUAGUGUAUGUCUUCACCACUAGCCUAGCCAACAGUGCUGCAGACGCAGUGAUGCAUGGCCAUACAGAUUCCAUCCUUCUGUUUCACCAGCAAAACAUUCCUCGUACCAAAUUGGACCAGCAGUGCACUGGUAUUGGAAAGCUCCCCAGCCUAUCAGAGCAGCUCAGCUCUAGCAGCACCCCUCCCAUGAGCACCCCCAAAUCUCAAAGUGGUACACCUCGUCCAGCUUCUGUUGGUGGAGUUAUUGGGGGUCAUCUCACAGGUGGCAAUACUCCUUCCACAGUUCAGCCAGACAGCGAGGUAACCCAUGUCCAUCUGGGGAACACACCCAGUCACAAUAACUGUGCAGCAUCUCAUCCAUUAGGACCUGGAGGCUCAGGGCCCCAGCGAGUGGGGGCCCCGGGUUGUGGAGUAGAUGGGUCAGGCAUUAUAAAUCACCCUGGUACAAGUGUCUCUCCCAGUGCCAAUCCAUCAGUGUUGUCUGUGCACCUUCAGGGUGAGUCCAGCCAGCAGGGAGGACAAGGGAGUAUCGAAGGACUGUCUAAAGAGCAACUAGAGCAUCGUGAGCGUUCUUUGCAGACACUUAGGGACAUUGAGAAGCUGCUUCUGCGCAGUGGGGCUGGUGCUGGCCAUGGAGACCCAGGAGGCUCAAAUAGCAAUCCCAACAAUGGGUCAAUUAGCAACAACAAUACUGAUGGAUACCAAGGGCUUGAGGAUGAAGAAAAUAAUAGUGGGAGGGCUGGCAGCAGCUGUCUUUCUGAGGGUGUUCCCCCUAUCCGUGGAAUAAAAAAGCACGAGACUCUACAAUCUAUAAUUUCACAAACACAGAACCUCAGUGGGCCUUGUUUGGAUGACACUUCGAUAGUAAGGCACCAUACCUUGCUCCCUCAUCACCACCUGUCAUCACCUUCAGGACUAGACAUGGGGCCUGUACUAGGUCCUGAAGGACUAACACCAGAACAAAUAGCUUGGAGGAAGCUGCAGGAGGAAUACUAUCAGGAGAAGAGGCGGCAACAAGAGAUGAAUCCUCACACACACACCCAGCAUUUCCGCAUGAUGUCUGAGAUGGGAAUGCCAGGGGGGCCACACCUCAUGAUGAGAGGUCCCCCACCUCCAUAUCAUAGCAAACCUGGAGACCAGCAGUGGGGACCAGGGCCUAUAAUUGGAGGAGGGAUGGGAGGAAAUUUAAGGAUGAUGGACAUGCAUCAGGAGGGGCCCCGAGGGCCCAGGUUUCCUGGACAGAUGCAGCGAGGACCCCCAGGUGGUGGUGGAUACCCAGGAAGCCCAGGUGGAGUUUUAUCCAUGGAAGGGAUAGGGUCUCAAAGAUCUCCCAGGCCAGGAAUGGGUUGGCUGGAUGACAUGGCACCGAAUAUGGCUGGAGUAGGUUCAUUUCAUGGGUGCUAUGCUUCAGGAGGACCUGGUGGACCCUCUCAGCAAAUGCACAGUGGUAUGGACCGUCCCUUAACACGGGAGGAGAUGUUUCACAUUAUGGAGAAACGUCAGCUACAAGGUCUCCGCAGGUUAGAUCUGGAGCAGUUAUCAAGGCUGCAGCAACAGGGUGGACUUGGAGGCCCCAGAAUGAUGGACAACCCCAGUGGACCAGGCUUUCCUAAUCCUGGCAUGGGAGGAGGUCCUCCUUCACGCAGUGAUCCAAUGGAAUUCCCCAAUUCUCGCACUAUGAUUGGCUCUCCCAUUGGUGGUGGGGGUGGCACUUUAAUGAGAGAUAUGGUUGACUCUCCAUUAGGGGGAAACCUAAAUAUAAACAUGAACAUGAACUUGAACCUGCAUCAGCAGCAACAUAUAUUAGCCCAGAAAUUAAGAGAAGGGCCUGGGUCAGAGAUGGCAAGCCUUGAGGACAACACCCGUAUUAGGGCUGCACCAAAUGGCCGGGUUGAUGCUAACAAAGUAAUGGUCCAUGGACCAGAUGUAACUCUUCAGUUCCCCAAUCAGGGCCCUUUUCCAGGUGGACAAGGAGAUGGGCCCUACCUCCAUCAAUCAGGUCCUGAGAUGUUUAGAUCCGAUCAGCAGGGUACUCCUCAAAUUGGUGAAAACUCAAGGCUUAGCCAUAUGCCUAUGAACACUGGUCAUAAAGCAGACCAUGGGCCAUGUCAUCCAUCUGACCUUCCCAUUAAUGUCAACUCAAUUGGUUCCCCAGUCAUGCCCCCACCUCACCAGCUGAAGUCACCUCCCCUUAGCCAAGAACCUUCUCCCCUCAUGACCUCUCCCUCUGCUACAGGCCUGAAAUCCCCCAACCAGCUAGCAUCCACUGGUCCACCACACCCUCCUCUUUCUUCAGUGUCUGGAGCAGGAACACCUUCUGCCACCUCCAUGAAGUCCCCUCAAAUAAUGGGAUCAUCCCUUGGACUCCGGUCACCAUCUGGUUCCCCUGGACAUCACAAAUCUCCAGCCAUGCCUGUUGCAUCUCCAAGGUGGACUGCCUCACCCAAGACUUCCCUGGCCAGCCCUGGAGGGACAUCUAAUAAUAAGGGAAUAGGUAAUGGAGGGAGCAGUUCAACUGAGACAGGUAUAUCCCUUCCUCCCAGGAGUUCGACCUCAACACCCAGCAGUCAAACUCCCAACAUGCCAUUCACCUCUUCCCCAGACGCACCUCCCUCCCAGAAUCCACUGUCACUUAUAAUGUCUCAGAUGUCCAAGUAUGCAAUGCCCACUUCCAUUCCACUCUAUCAUGAUGCCAUCAAGACAAUAGCCACUUCUGAUGAUGAGAUGCCAACAGAUCGAUUGCUCCUUCCUGGAGCCAACAUUCAAGGAAAUAUGGCUAAUCACCACUCCACGCAGAUGCUCCUGUCUUCUCAAGGUUCAAUGGGACCUCACAGUAGCCCUCAAAGCCCCACUGGAAUGGCCCUUUCAGGAAAUCAGCAGUUAUCUCUUGACCCCUCUGGACCUUUGCUGCCUUCACCUAACCCCAUUGCCAUGCCAGUAAUGAUGGGGGGUGGAGGGGGCCAUCCAGAUGGGAUUGUACCUUGUAACAUGUCCCCAAUGCAUCCUCCAAGUCAGAUGGGUGUAUUCUCGCGUAUGCAGGCCCCCCUGCACUCUCCAGUUGGAGGUAUGGGGCAGCAGUAUCCCCAUCCUUCGGAUGAUAUUCUCCCUUCCCAGCAAAUGCACCAUCUUAGCAAGGGUAUAUCCAAUCAGCGCCAGCCUCACCCACCUGACUCUUUCCUAUCCAUGCCCAUAGGAGAGGGCCCGGACUUGAGUGAGGUGAUUAGGCCCACACACACAGGCAUCCCAGAAUUUGACCUGUCUCGAAUCAUUCCUGCCGACAAGCCCAGCAGUACCCUGCAGUACUUCCCCAAGAGUGAGGCAAUGUCACAGCUGCAGCAGACCCCUCACCAAGGGCAUCUACCUCAUCAGGCUCCUUCAGCACAACUCCUAAAGCAGCUUUCUUCAUCUGGUCCCCUUCAGAGCAACACACCCUCCUCCAACCCUCACAUUGCUAAUCUGCAGAACAUGAUGGCUGAGCAGCAGCCUCCCCUGCAUCCGUCACACUGUGGCUUACGCCCUGGCAUAGGGAUGACCCAGGGAGGACCCAGAAGUAUGGGCCCAGGUGGAGGUGGUGUGAUGGGGCCUGGGCCAAUAUGCCAUCCAGGUCAUCUGAUAGGUAGGACAGGUAUGCAUCAGCAACAGCAGCAACAUCACCACCAGCAGCAGGCCAUGAUGGCUAACAGCCUCUUACAUCACCAGCCCCAUAUAUCACAGGGCACGAUGACCCCACAGCAACAUCCACACAAUCUUAUAGCUCAGCAGAACAUGAUGAUGCAAGCUAAGCAGAGGGGUAUUCCAAUUCCUGGGGAGCACCUUGGCCAGCAAGGGGUUGUCUUGUCCCCUCAGGGGCCCAUGAUGGGACCCCCACACCCACAGUCAGCCAUGAUAGGAUCCCAUGGAAUCAGACAGAGGGGCUUGUCAUUGGAUAGUCCACUGGGCUAUGGACCUGGAAGCAUGGCAAACAUGCCUUUCUGAACAUUUUUCAGUAAAUCUAUUAAAAAAAAAAAAAUUAAUAAUAAUAAUAAUAAAAUUACUUUUCCCCUUAUGGGUUACUUCAAACCCUGACAUGCUUUUUUCAGUGUUUAUUGAUUGUGGCAAUCAGAUGCUAAUAUUAUUUGUAAUAAUGUCUUAAUUAAAACAGCCAAAUAGUGGAAAAUUGCAGUUAAGCAACAAAUUCUGAAGCCAUUUUUAAAUGUCUGUAAAGUAUUGUACAUUUGACAGAUAAAUGUGUUCAUUACUGUGAGCAAGAAAAAAAACUCACAAAUUAGUUUCUAAUUGUUUUCUCUGGCUACCGAACUGUUGUGCAAGAAAGUAUAUAAAUAUGUUAUAUAUAAUUAUUAACUAUCUGUAUAAUUGCUGUAAAUAAGAUGCAAUUUGCUCGUUUACAAAUUUUAUGUAUAACUGUGUUUAAUAGAAGUCUAAAGGCAAACAAUAAGGAAACAAACUGUGUUUUUUUUUUUUUUUUUUGAUGAUUGGGAAAGUGUUGGGGGAUCCGUGAAAAAAAAAGAGACGCAGACACAAUCAGGCAA